AUUAAUGUACGGGUUUUAGAGGCUGCAACAACAAAGAGCGCGGAGACAACUAAGGUUUCGACAAAUGAUACAACCACACCAACGGCAGCUACAUCACCAACAACAACACGGCCCACACUAGCGCCAACACAUACACCCGCACCUACAGCAACAACAACAACACAAACACCGAUGACACAAGCGCCUUCAACCAAUUCAACCAAACCAUCUACAACUAGUCCCGACACAAACCAAACUGCAACUUCAACAAUAAUUGUAUCAACUCCGCAACCUGACACAACUAACGGUACCCAAAAGCCAGAACCGGCAAUAACAAUUGGGAGCAACUGCAGUGGGCAUGGUAAUGAGAGUUCGGCUAAUGAGUGGUGUGGUGAUGGUGUUGAUGGACAGGUGGUGUGCUUCGAGGGAAUUUGCACGUGCAGCACGGGACACUUUCCGAUCAACAGCACAGCUUGUCUAAAUGAGACGGUGUUGAACACAACGGAAAUAAGCAUAAUUAGCACAGAUGUAACCUCAUUCACACUGUCAUGGGAGAAUCCAGCCAUACAAGAAUCUCAAGUAAACGUCACAGUUGUUGCAAAUAAUGCCGAUUGUGAUGUAGGACAGGCUAAAAAUGCAACCUGCGCUGGUCUCGAACCUGGAUGUAACUAUACCGUCAAAGUGAAGGUCCAAAGUGGAACAUUUGAGGGCUUUGUGCUUACCUCUGCCUCUUUAGUUCCUGAAAGCCCUGGACAAUUAAACACAACUCUUUGUGGAGUUUUUGAGGCACCAGAUGUAACUCUUUGUUGGGACCCAAGUGAAGGGUGUGUGGAUUAUUACUCUGUCAACGUUAAACAGUCAGGUGGUGAGGAAGUCUUUUCGACCCAAACAUCUGACGGUGCGAAUUUCACAACUGUAACCAAUUUGACAGCCGGGACAGAAUACAAUAUAGCAAUCGUUGCACACAGUUUGAACAAAUCUAGCGCUUCAACAUUGGACACAUUUACAACGCAAUCAAGUGAACCAAGUGAGCCACUUAACCUUACAGUUGAAGUUCUAGGUAAAACGGAUGUAAAGUUAAAUUGGGAAUCUCCUGAACACCCAAAUGGGAUGAUCUCUGCCUACACGGUGUGCUAUCUUUACAAGCACUAUAGGGACCAGUCAUACUCCGGAACAAACUGCACUAACAAAACAGACCCGGAAAUCGCCAUGAUUGGAAACGUUGAAACCAACUUGUCACUUCCGUUUGCAGGCGCCUUUUAUAACUUCUCUGUUGCUGCUGUUAACCAGAUGUUCACGGGAAGAUCUAGUUCUGCUCUCGCAAGAACUAAUGAAUCAACACCCGAGAGUGUCACUGGACUGUACGCACAGGCAACCAACACAACCAUUACCUUGAUGUGGUCACGUCCAGCUAUCCCGAAUGGAGAUAUCAUAGGGUACGUGCUACAUUGGAAAAAAGGGGUACACAUGUGCAGUGUCAUCGUCAAAUCAGAUUCAGAAGGGGUAAAAAAUGGUGACAACUGUGGUUGGGAUCUGCCUAAGCGAAUUGCUGUCAACCAAAAGGAGAUGAACUAUACUAUAUCCGGGCUUAACCAUUAUGAAAACUACAGCAUGUGGGUGAUACCGUUUACAGCUGCAGGACCCGGGCCAUCCAGUAAUAUCACGCAACAAACGGCUGAAACAAGACCGGGUCCUGUGGGCCAUGUAACAAUACGCAAUAUUGGGCCCACCGCGAUUAACGUGACGUGGACGAUUCCUGAAAUAAACCCAGGUCCGACCAACUACACAGCAGUCGCUAGGAGCACGAUACUAGGAAAGAAACACACUGCUCGGUGUGAAGUUGAAGAUUACACGAGCACUGGAUGUGAGAUAGAGUACCUCCGCGAAUUUUGGCAGUACCAGGUGGAGGUCAUUGCUGAAACCAAGGGAGGGAUCAGUGAACCAACACUCUCUGAGGAUUUCUAUACACAAGAAUCAACCCCGGGAACACCGACGUCAUUAUACGUCAUUUUUUAUUUUACACCACCCGCAUGUGACGCCACAAAAGUCAGUGUUACCUGGAUCGAACCCAACCUCCUGGACAGACACGCAAAUAUAACACAGUAUGAUGUACAGCUUAAUGACGAGAUGUUCACGUAUGACGUUUCCGCCCCUAAACCAUUUGACCCACACAACAGAAAUUUUUCAUUUGAACAGAAUGGUCUCAAGGCUAAAUGGAAAUAUCAGGGGCAGCUGUUUGCAGUUGGAAAAAACGGGGUUAAGGGAUUGCCUGCAAAUUACACAUUUUCGACGGGAAUAUGUGCUCCCCCCAAAAUGGACUCCGAUCUUAGGAAAUUAGAGAUCACCUCGUCAUCGGUGAUUUUUAAUCUUGAUCCUGAUUUCUUCAAGAACGAAAAACAAGGGAAGAUAGUGGAAUAUGGCAUGGUAGGAGGAAACGGACGAGAUGUAGUCAAAAUAGUAAAUGGAAACACUGUUUUGAGUUUAGGAAGCUGGAGCAAUUUUACAUCGAAUAAUCAUCAGGGUGCUUAUAGAUUCAAUUUCAACCUGACGCCUAAUGUGAACGGCAAAUUUCGGCUAGAAGUUGGACAAAAUAGAACCUGCACAAAAGCGGAUUUUAAAGAGUUCUGCAAUGGACCGCUUCCUAGUGGAUUAGAAUUAUGGGUUAAGGCUUAUGCCUGCACUGCGAUCAAUUUAUGCACUGUGUCCGAGCACUAUGGACCUUUCACAAUCCAACAACCACACCAAGAUUCGAAUGACGGUGGUGUGGAUGGGGCCUUGAUUGCAUUGCCCAUUCUUAUUGCCAUCCUUAUCCUCAUCAGUAUGUUUCUGGUUCUUUGGUGGCGAGGAGCAAUUGACCCACUUAAGUGGAUGAUUGGAGGGGGCGAGGAAGAUGAACUAGUAACCCUUCAAGAGAUUGCAGAUCCCGACAGAUCCAUUCCAAUAGCAACAUACAGCGAGGCCCUUGCUGAUCUUCACAGGGACACACAUCUCAUCCUGUCAGUUCAGUACGAGGAGAUAAAGCGACGAGCGGGUCAAAUAGAAGUGAGGUCAGGUUUCGAGGCUGCCAACCUUGAACCAAACAAGCCCAAAAACAGAUGGGUCAACAUUCUACCCUUCGACCAUAGCCGGGUCAAACUUCAACAGUUGGAUGACGAUGACCCAGAAUCAGACUAUAUUAAUGCUAACUAUAUGCCUGGCUUUCACCAUCAACGGGAGUUCAUAGCAACCCAAGGUCCGUUGCCCGGAACAAUCGACGACUUCUGGCGAAUGGUGUGGGAACAAAACGUCAUGGUGAUCGUCAUGUUAACACAAUGCAAGGAGAGAAAUAGAGUAAAAUGUGAGAUGUACUGGCCGGACACUGUCCAAGAGGCAAAGCAAUACGGAGAUGUUGUGGUCAACCCGACCUCGAUAACCAACAUGAACAAGUUCAAUAUCAACAUCUUCGGCAUCUCUCACGCCAGCGAUCUAACGAAGACUAGAAAAGUUUUGCAAUUCCACUACCUGGACUUUAUGGAUUUUACGGCUGCCGUGGAAGUUGAAAAUUUCAUCGAAUUUGUGCGCACAGUUCGAGGUCACGUGCCCCACGAUAUGACCAGCCCUAUGGUUAUCCAUUGCAGUGCUGGCGUAGGCAGGACGGGCUCUUACAUCGCCAUAGAUCACUUGCAAGAGUAUCUGAACUCUCCCAAGUUCAGUUCCGAUGACCACAUCAACAUUUUUGACAUGGUCAUGGAAAUGAGGGAACAGAGAGUCAACAUGGUCCAGACAGAAGCUCAGUACAUCCUGAUCCACGACUGUUUUGAGUGGAUGUUGGAGGACAAGAAUAAAUCUCUGAAAACUACAGAGUCGAUGGAGGAUCUGUACGCUAACCAGGCAUACGAUCCCUUUCCAGACGUCGAGUAUGAGAACGUGAAUUAUGAGAAUAAACAGAGAACAGAGCUCUGAGUGGCAUUUGUCGGAUAUUCUGAGUAAAAGAAACAAUACAAUAAACAAAGAACAGAGUUGUUUGUGUCAGUUGUCGGAAUUCCGAGCAGAAGCAACAAUACAUAAACAAAGAACAGAGCUCUGAGUGACAUCUGUCGGAAUUCUGAGUAGAAGCAAAAUUAUAAUAAACAAAGUACUGAGUUCUGAGUGGCAUUUGUCGGAAAAGUAGUGUUCAUUGAUGCAUAUGUUGUAAAUUUAUCAUAAUAAUAUUUCAAUACAAACCAAUAGCAUAUAUAUUAUGUAGUGCAUUAACUCAUUUUGUCAUUAUUAAUCACCAAUUAUGAAAUCAGUGUUCUUGUGAAAAAGGUGUUUAUGGAUUAUGAACUCACACUUAUUUAAUCGUAUGUCGGUCAAUAGCAAAACAAAAUUGCCUUAGAUUGGAGAAUGACCAGUAAACUAUUGCAUAGAGAGGCACUGGGGUACUGAUUACUGACGACAAGCCUCUUAAUAAGUGUUUUAGUAGAUAAAAUAUUUAUUAUAUUUUUGCAAUAAUUUAUAUAAAACACACAACAUGAACGUGCAUUAAAAGCACGAACGGAGGAAAAAAAUGUAUUAUAAUAUUCACGAGUACAUCCCCAUGUUGCUAAGUAAAAUGUGAACAGAUUUCUAUUCCGUUAUUUGAAGUACACAACGCAUAAGUUUGAGAAAUAGUUCCAAUAUAAACAUGCUUUUUUAAUUUAAAGGGACUGUACACCAGAUUUGCAACAAUUGUUUUUUCUGUAACGAAUCUCAGGACAAUUAUUUAAUUUAAUAGAAUGUGUAACGCUUUGAUAGCAUAAUUGUAAAAAAGUACCAACAUGUAAAAAAAUGUGUCGGAGACCGGAUUCGAACCUGUGUCUAGUGUUGUAUCCACUGUGCUACGAAGGCUUUCUCCAUUCGAGUCGUAUAUUUAAGCUAUAUACCUAACUUGGUAAUAUCACGUGUUAACACCAACUAGCCAAUCACGCACAAGAAAGACUACUAGGAGACAUACCCAGUAAUCUUUUCUAAUGGAAAAAUACGAAAUAACUGCUAAAAUUAAAUAAAUUGUAAACUAUGUGGUACUUCAGUUAGUAAGUUUCAAUGCAUUGUACACAUCGAUGCCAAGUUUAUGUCAGUUUUCGACGCUUUUCUUUUUUUCUUUUUUUUCUUGCAAAUUGAUCAUCUGGUGCACAGUUGCUUUAAUAAAAGGUGAUAAGUAUGGCUAAUUAUGUAAUUCAUGAUCUUGAUCUUUAUGUCAUUGAAAAUUAGAACAUAACUACUUUAUUUAGAAAUGAAACUAAAAUCAUUAAACAAACCAAAAGAAACGUUUUUACUCUAAGAAAACCCAAACGAACUUGAGACUAUUUAUGAAAGGUCAAAUAGCAUUAAUUAUUUAAUGAUGAUUUAUGUAGAAACUCAUGUUAUAAUGAUAAUUUAUAAAGUUGUUAUUGAUUUGAUCAAGUAAUAAAUGAUAUUUUCACUUUCAAUUUUAUUUUGUUUGAAUUGUAAAUCCUUACAACUGUUCAUUUAAUAAUUAAACGCGUUUUCUUUUGUAUAAAGACGCAAACGUUAGCAUAGAGCAAUUGAAGCAAAUGCGUUUUUAUGCUGUUUACGCAUGUUAUUUAAAUCACUGAAAAUAAACGUCAUGGUUUACUUUA
Molecule: messenger RNA, 5579 nt
Organism: Mya arenaria
Lineage: Eukaryota; Metazoa; Mollusca; Bivalvia; Myida; Myidae
Product: phosphatidylinositol phosphatase PTPRQ-like
Exons: 26
Coding region: 172-3921 (1249 amino acids)
Biological process (GO): protein dephosphorylation
Molecular function (GO): protein tyrosine phosphatase activity; protein binding
Source: RefSeq, a predicted model, not a curated record